AUGGCGCCGUGGCGGCGCGGGUUGCUGCAGCAGCUGCUGCAGCAGCAGCUGCAGCAGCAGCUGAGGCGCGGGCCCUGCAGGCCCAGCCAUUCCUUAAAAACCCCUAGAAGGGGGCUUCUUUACUGCUGCAGCUGGACGACUCACAGCAACUGCUGCAGCAGCCGCAGCAGCAGCAGCAGCAGUAGCAGCAGCAGUAGCAGCAGCAGCAGCAGCGCCUUCCCUGUGCCUCGAAGGCAUAUGCUGCACACAGCAGCGUCUGUGGCCGACCAAAUACAGCGAGAAGCUCUUGAUUCCGCGCAGCAACAGCAGCAGCAGCAGCAGCAGCAGCUUCAAGGCGCGACGACUCUUUCCAGAGAGCACGUUGAGGACCUGGCUUCUUGCAUGUAUUUGUCUGCUGCUCUUCGCCUGCCAGACCCCACACUGCAUGCAGCUUUAGAUGCAGCAGCAGCAGCAGUUGCUGCUGCGCUGAAGGCCCUCACACAAUCAGCAGCACCAGCAGCAACAGCAGCAGCAGCAACGGUGGGAGCAGCAGCAGCAGCGUCGGCGAGCGAAAAUGGGAUCAACACCCGAUCAGACACUGCUUCGUUACCAGCAGCAGCAGCAGCUGCAGCAGCAGCAGCAACAGCAGAUGCGGCUAACACUCCUACUGCUGCUGCUGCUGCUGCUGCUGCACUAGAUCGAAUAGGGGCGCAGCCGCUCGCCGUGCUGCUGCGGUGUAUGUACGCAUCGCCUGGCAGCAACCCCACAGAUGCAGCACUGCAGCACACUCUGCAGCUUCCCCCAGCAGCAGCAGCAGCUGGAGCUGCUGCUGCUGCUGCUGCUUUUCCCGCUGCUACCCGCAUGCAGCAGCACAAACUGCUGCACGCAGAGCUGCUGCUGGGUCUUUCUCUCUUGGCGCAGCACAGCAAAGCACCUGCUGCUUCCCUGGUAAACUGCUUGCAUGCAUACGGCAGCGGCAGCAGCAGCAGCAGCAGCAGCAGCAGCAGCAGCAGCAGCAGCAGCAGCAGGCCCUAUGGAGACCCUGGAGACACGAAUGCCGUGGCAACAGAUGGCAGCAGAUGUGCUGCUGUUUGCUGCUGCUGCAGCAGCCGGUAA
Eimeria tenella is the source of this 1095-nucleotide messenger RNA. RefSeq lists its product as uncharacterized. The record is from RefSeq and is a predicted model, not a curated record. Lineage: Eukaryota; Apicomplexa; Conoidasida; Eucoccidiorida; Eimeriidae. Bases 1 to 1095 code for a protein of 364 amino acids. The transcript has 6 exons.